AUGGUGUUCCCUUUCUCUCUGGAGGAUGAUGCCAAGGAUUGGUUGGACAGUAUGGAGCCCAACUCCAUUCGCACGUGGGAGGCCAUGGUGGAAAAAUGUUUAGAAAAAUACUAUCCACCGAGUGAGGCUUUGAAGAGACAGUUAGAAAUCAUUUCGUUUGAGAUGGUUCCCCAAGAGAGUAUCCGAGGAGCGUGGGAAAGAUUCAAGGGACUGAUGAAGAGGUGUCCCCACCAUGGGCUGAAUCCGACGCAUCAAGUCCUAAUAUUCUAUAGGGGGUGUCUGCCUGAAGCAAAGCGCGAACUGAAUUUGAGCGCAGGGGGGUCAUUGCUAAAGAAGGGAGAAGCAGAGGCCAUAGAGGUGAUUGAGAGAGUGACCUCUAAUGAUGAAGGCUGGAACAACGAGAGGAGCAGAGUACACAGGGUAGCAUUUGCCGCAGAGAGCAGCCAUAUGGACAGUAUGUAUAAACAAAUUGAGCUCAUCCACAAGAAGUUAGAUCUCAUGGGGAUGGGACCGGCUGUGCAGGAGCGACAAGAGGGUGUAGAGGAUGUUAACUAUAUACACCAAGGGGGCAAUAGCUACUAUAACAACUCCCGCCCCAAUCAAGGGGGUGGAGGUUACAACCAAUUUGGGAACAAGGCGCAUCCUAAUCUAUCGUAUGGGAAGCCCAACAAUUCCCUGCAGCCACCACCGGGGUUCACAGUUUCUCAAGGGAUGAUCACUGAGCCGCAAAAGAAAAGUUCAAAGGACAUACUGAAUGCAUUCAUGAUACAGUCACACAAGAACAUGGAGCAUACCAAUCAAAGGCUAGAGAAGGUUGAGAAUGAUGUCCACGGCAUGACAGUACAUAUGAAGGGCAUAGAGACGCAGAUGAGUCAGAUUGCUCAAGCUGUGAGCAGUCAGCAUAAGCCAGGGCAGUUCCCAGGACAGCCAAAUGUGAACCCCAAGGAUUGCAAGGCAAUCUACUUAAGGAGUGGGACAAGCUAUGAGAGUCCUCCUAUGCCCGAAGUGGAAGCUAAGGAAGUACCCGAAGAGAAAAAAGAAGAGGAGAUUGAGGUGGAAUCACCUCUUAUACAAUCUGAGGUUCAACCCGAGGCAAUUGCUACUCCCACGCCAAAAGAGGUUAAAAUUCAUUUUCCUCAAGUGGUGCAAAAGAAGAAGUUGGACGAGAAGCUUGUUAAGUUCCUUGAGAUCUUCAAGAGAGUGCACCUCAAUAUUCCUCUUAUUGAGGCUCUUCAACAAAUGCCCGGCUACCUCAAGUUUUUGAAAGAGAUUAUAUCCAAGAAGAAGAGGAUGGUUGAUUAUGAAACCGUGAAUUUGACCGAGAAUUGUAGUGCAAUCAUCCAACAAAAGAUGCCGGCAAAGAUGAAAGAUCCGGGGAGCUUCAACAUUUCUUGUGUGAUCGGGAAUGAUAGGCAAACUAAGGCCUUGUGUGACUUAGGGGCAAGUAUAAAUCUCAUGCCUUUAAGCUUCUUCCGGAAGUUGAAGUUUGGUGUCUUGAAGCUAACUACCUUUACCCUCCAAAUGGCGGAUAAAUCCGUCAAAUUCCCGAAUGGACUCCUUGAGAAUGUAUUGGUAAGGGUGAUUGAUUUUAUCUUCCCCGUGGACUUUGUUGUUUUGGACAUGAAGGAGGAUCCAAAUGUCCCUCUCAUCCUUGGAAGACCAUUCCUAGCAACCGGGAAAGCUCUAAUUGACGUCACUAAGGGAGAACUCACCCUUAGGCAUGGAAACAAGACGGCCAUUCUCUCUUUGUUGGACAAGAUGAAGCGCCAUGAAGUAGAAUCGUCCAAGAGAGUGGAAGAGGUGCCCUUGAAAGUUGAAGAUUGUAAGAUGAUACAAGUGGCACAUGUGAAGGCUAAGGAUGAUGGGGUUGAGAAACCUUUGGAGGAGAUAUUUAUGCCCGAAUGGCUGUUUGAAGACGAACAUAGAUUGGGGGGUAAAAAGAAGAAGGUGGCCAAAUUGGAAAGUGGAAGAUCUAACGGAGGUGUUGUUGGGGAAGAUGUGAAGGCCACUUGGUGGAAGAAGCGGCUUUACAAGCUCUAUUUGGCCGCUAAAGCAAAGACGGGCCCCGAUGACAUUAUCCGAGUGAGGUUGGACCAUAGAGUUAAGCUUGAAGACCGUCGGGCAAACGAUGUUAAACAAUUGCGCUAUGAGGGAGGCAACCCCUAG
Messenger RNA from Salvia splendens (bonfire salvia), 2166 nucleotides. RefSeq lists its product as uncharacterized. The coding region runs from base 1 to 2166 and encodes 721 amino acids. The transcript has a single exon. The record is from RefSeq and is a predicted model, not a curated record. NCBI's taxonomy places the organism in Eukaryota, Viridiplantae, Streptophyta, Magnoliopsida, Lamiales, Lamiaceae.